This is a messenger RNA of Spodoptera littoralis (African cotton leafworm), 1851 nucleotides long. Lineage: Eukaryota; Metazoa; Arthropoda; Insecta; Lepidoptera; Noctuidae. The record is from the annotation of a GenBank genome assembly.
AUGACGGACGGAGAUUCCGGAGACAGCAGCAGAAUGGUGGCAAUCCCUUGCCCUUUUGUUAAGAGAAGAGUGGAGUGCGCUGGUGCGGCAUUCCUUAGAUAUUACAAUGUAAAAUGCCAUGGUGGCGAUGCAUUGUUCCAAACGUUAAAGUCCAAUGAAAAAACAGAAGAAGUCAUUUUUGAUGAUGACGUCGAGUACCUGCGGAGUUUAGAUCCCAAAGAUUGGAAGAUGCAAGACCACUAUGCUGUUCUAGGUAUGAAGACGUUGCGUUACAAAGCGACAGAUGACGACAUAAAACGUGCUUACCGGCAGAAGGUACUGAAGCAUCACCCCGACAAGCGCAAGGCGCAGGGAGAGGAGAUCCGCAGCGACGACGAUUACUUUACGUGCAUUACAAAGGCGUAUGAAAUAUUGGGAACUCCAGUCAAACGCAGGUCGUACGACUCGAUAGACCCCACUAUUGACGAUACUGUGCCCUCACAAAGUGAUAUCAAAAGAGACGGUUUCUAUAAAUCUUUCACUAAACAUUUUGAGUCAAACGCACGAUGGUCUGAGAAAAGGAAUGUGCCUUUACUCGGUGAUGAGAACAGCAGCCGGGAACAGGUUGAAAGAUUUUAUGCUUUUUGGUAUGAAUUCGAGUCAUGGCGAGAAUUCUCUUAUCUUGAUGAAGAAGAGAAGGAGAGAGGAGCCGACAGAGAGGAACGAAGGUGGAUUGAAAAGCAGAACAAAGCUGCAAGGGCCAAGUUGAAGAAAGAAGAGAUGGCUAGAGUAAGAAGUUUGGUGGAUCUGGCAUAUGCUAAUGACCCCAGGAUCCAGCGGUUCAAACAGGAGGAUAAGGACAAGAAAUUAGCUGCAAAACGUGCCAGACAGGAUGCAGUACAAGCUAAGAAAGCUGAAGAAGAACGUCUUAUGAAGGAAGCUCAACUUGCCAAGCAAAAGGCAGAAGAGGCGGAGCGGGCGCGCGUAGAGGCCGCGCGGGCGGAACGCGAGCAGCAGAAGAAGAACUUGCGAAAAGAGAAAAAAGCUCUCCGAGACAUGUGUAAAGCUAAUAACUAUUAUGCCAAUAGUGAAGAUGAAACUGUAGCUCAUAUGGCAGCUGUAGAGAAAAUAUGUGAAAUGUUGAAGGUAGUAGAACUACAAGACUUAGUAAAGCAACUUGAGAGUAAUGGCAGGCAAGCUUUUGUUAAAACUGUCAAAGAAACGGAGGACAAACUAGAAGCUGAGAGAAAAGCUAUAUUUGAGAAUAAAAGAGUGGAAGAACAGAAGGCUAGAAAGGAAUCUGCACUAAAGCAACCCAUUGAGUGGACAGUUGAGUUGACACAACUUCUGAUUAAGGCUGUAAACCUGUUCCCAGCAGGAACUAACCAGAGGUGGGAGGUAGUAGCAAACUUCUUAAACCAACAUGGUACAUUUGUUGAUGAGAGGAGGUUUGUAGCGAAAGAUGUUUUAAACAAAGCUAAAGAUUUGCAAAGUUCAGAUUUCUCAAAAAGCACUCUUAAAAAGGCUGCUAAUGAAGAAGCCUUUGAUCAGUUUGAAAAAGAGAAAAAGAAAGGUCAUAACCAUAUUGAUGACAGUGGAAUAUCUAAAAGUGACAACCCUGCGAAAAUAGUGAACGGUACAGCCACGCCGAAACCGGAAGAGGCUGCCAAGCCAGAGGACAAAGCGUGGACGAAAACUGAACAAGAGUUGCUUGAACAAGCCAUUAAAACGUUCCCUGUAAGCACGCCGGAGCGGUGGGAGAAAAUAGCGGACUGCAUACCGAACCGUACAAAAAAAGACUGCAUGAAACGAUACAAGGAGCUAGUCGAAUUAGUGAAAGCAAAGAAACAAGCCGCCAACCUGGCAAAAUAA